AUGCUGAGCAUCCUGCCUGCAGGUGCACGGACGCCAUCACUUGCUUGCAGUUCUGCAUCUGAACCCGGAGAUUUCUUACACAGGUUUCACCGUUUUCUUGAUGUGAACAGUCACAAAGUAGAGAGGACAAUAGAAGGAAUACAUGAAAAAUUGGUAGUUCAUUCUGACCUUGGAAAAGCUGCAAGCUGGAAAAGACUAACAGAAAAAUUUCUGAAUUUGCCCCUCCCAAGUACUGAAGAAACGAAGACAGAUACACACUAUUCCAUACUGUCUCUUCUGUUGUGUUUGUCUGAUUCUCCAUCCAACACCACCUAUGUGGAAAAACCAAGAGAAAAAGAAGUGGAUUCCUUUUUGAAUGAUCUCUGCACAUUCCCUCGGCGGUGUUUUGAAUGCACUUUCAGCCCAUUCCAGGAAUGUGAAUAUGAAGAGGUUAUCUCAAACAGCACUAAUUACAAAAAGGAAGAAGAAUUUGAUUGGGGAAAGUAUUUGAUGGAAGGAGAAGAAAUUUACUUUGGCCCAGGUGUAGAUACACCAGAUUGGUCUGGAGAAAGUGAAGAGGAGGAAGACACUCAGCCUUUAAGCAGGGAGGACUCGGGUAUUCAAGUGGACAGGACACCUUUAGAAGACCAAGAUCCCAAUAAGAAAACAGUACCUAAUGUUUCCUGGAAAGUUGGUGAACCUGAUGUUCGCAGCUGGCUGGAGCAGCAUGUAGUUCCUCAGUACUGGACAGGAAGAGCCCCUCGCUUUUCACAUAGUUUGCACUUGCAUUCCAACCUAGCUGCAGUCUGGGACCACCACUUGUACACCAGUGAUCCUUUAUAUGUGCCAGAAGAGAAAACCCUAGUCACUGAAACUCAGGUUAUACGGGAAACUCUUUGGUUACUUUCAGGAGUGAAAAAGCUUUUUAUAUUUCAGCUGAAUGAUGGAAAAGUGGCUGUGCGGAAUGAUAUUAUUGUAACACAUUUAACCCAUAAUUGCCUGAGAUCUGUAUUGGAGCAGAUAGCAGCAUAUGGGCAAGUUGUGUUUAGACUACAGAAGUUUAUUGAUGAAGUGAUGGGACACAGCCCUGAAAGCAUAAUGCAUGGAACAGUUUCCACUCCAAAGAAAACUACUGAAGCCCCGUUCAGAACCUACCAAGCUUUUAUGUGGGCCUUGUAUAAAUACUUCAUUAGCUUUAAAGAAGAACUUACUGAAAUUGAAAAAUGCAUAAUCAACAAAGAUAAAACAGUCACACUUUCAAUAGUAAUAGAUAAGUUGUCUCCCCGACUGGCACAGCUGAAGGUACUUCACAAAGUUUUCAGCACAGGAGUAGCAGAAGUGCCACCUGACACUAGAAAUGUUGUACGAGCAUCUCAUCUGCUUAAUACUCUCUACAAAGCUAUUCUUGAAUAUGACAGUGUUGGAGAAGCAUCUGAGCAAACGGUCUCCCUUUUGUUUUCUCUCUGGGUUGAAACUGUGAGGCCAUACUUACAGACAGUGGAUGAGUGGAUAGUCCAUGGAAAUUUGUUUGAUCCUGCAAAGGAAUUUAUCAUUCAGAGAAACAAAAAUGUUCCAGUUAACCACAGAGAUUUUUGGUAUGCUACCUACACGUUAUAUAGUGUGUCAGAGAAGACGGAGAAUGAGGAGAAGAUGAGUGAUAAUGCCAGUGCCAGUUCUGGCAGUGAUCAGGCCCCUUCAAGCAGGCAACACACUAUGGUCUCUUUUCUGAAACCGGUGCUAAAGCAAAUCAUCAUGGCUGGAAAAUCCAUGCAGCUGUUGAAGAAUCUCCAGUGCAAAGAUGGCUCUCCGCAGCUGGCUGCAUCAAGAGAUGCUGAACGAAAGAGCUUGUAUACGCUGUUCUUGGAAUCAGUGCAGUCUCGUCUGCGGCAUGGGGAAGAGUCUGUUCCAGAUAUUAUUACAGAACAGCAGGCCACAAAGCAGAGCCUGAUAAAGAUGCAGUCUAUAGCAGAAAGACACUUGGAACUGGAUGAUGUCCACGACCCACUGCUGGCUAUUAAUUUUGCCAGGUUGUAUUUGGAACAGAGUGACUUUCAUGAGAAGUUUACUGGUGGGGAUGUUUGUGUGGAUAGAUCUUCAGAAUCUGUGACCUGCCAGACUUUUGAACUGACAUUGAGGUCCUGCCUUUAUCCACACAUAGACAAGCAAUACUUGGAAUGCUGUGGUAAUCUAAUGCAAACUUUAAAGAAGGAUUAUAGGCUUGUAGAAUACUUGCAGGCAAUGAGAAACUUUUUCUUACUUGAAGCUGGAGAUACCAUGUAUGAUUUCUAUACAUCAAUUUUUGACAAAAUUAGAGAAAAGGAAACUUGGCAGAAUGUUGCUUUCUUAAAUGUUCAACUUCAAGAAGCAGUUGGGCAACGCUAUCCAGAGGACAGUUCCAGGUUGUCUAUAUCAUUUGAAAGUGUUGAUACAGCAAAGAAGAAACUCCCUGUCCACACCUUAGAUGGUUUGACAUUGAGCUACAAGGUUCCUUGGCCUGUGGAUAUAGUUAUAAGCUUAGAGUGCCAAAAAAUUUACAAUCAAGUUUUUCUGCUCUUGCUGCAAAUAAAAUGGGCCAAGUAUAGUCUAGAUGUUUUACGUUUUGAUGAACUAGUCUGUGCUGCAGAAAACCCACAGGUUAAGGAAGGAACUGUAUCAGAACAAGGAACACUUCCUCUAUUUGGACCACAACCAGAAAGCAUAAAACAACAAAUACAUCGCAUGUUCCUCUUAAGAGUGAAACUUAUGCAUUUUGUUAACAGCCUGCACAACUACAUCAUGACUAGGAUUCUUCAUAGUACAGGCUUGGAGUUUCAGCAUCAGGUAGAAGAAGCCAAAGAUUUAGAUCAGUUGAUAAAGAUUCAUUACAGAUAUCUAUCUACAAUCCAUGAUCGCUGCCUACUGAGGGAAAAGGUGAGCUUUGUGAAAGAAGCUAUAAUGAAAGUGUUAAAUUUAGUAUUGAUGUUUGCAGACCGUUGGCAGGCUGGUUUGGGGGCUUGGAAGAUGGAAUCCAUAGAGAAGAUGGAAUCUGAUUUUAAAAACUGUCACAUGUUUCUUGUAACUGUUCUCAACAAAGCUGUCUGUCGAGGCUCUUUUCCUCACUUGGAAUCUUUAGCUUUGUCACUGAUGGCUGGCAUGGAACAAAGUUAACACCUGAGUCCAUUGAAUUAAUAAAGAACUGAAAGCAGCACGUAUGUUGAAAUUCCCUAAGUUAAAAAACUGUAAGCAUUCUACACUCCAGUUUGAAAUGUGUGUAGCUAAGUGACGCUAAUGGUUUGGAGCUGUGUAAAAUACUUUAAAAUGUAAAUAAUGUACAGGUAUUUAAGUGUAUUGAUCAUGGCAGUAUUUUUUCCCUGUAUGUAUAUGCUUCAACAUCAAAGAACAUGUACAGUGUAAAAUUCAUCCCAUGUAAACAAUCUAACUUGAAAAUACAUAAAAUGUAUUUC
Molecule: messenger RNA, 3422 nt
Organism: Athene cunicularia (burrowing owl)
Lineage: Eukaryota; Metazoa; Chordata; Aves; Strigiformes; Strigidae
Gene: TUBGCP5
Product: tubulin gamma complex associated protein 5
Exons: 24
Coding region: 1-3126 (1041 amino acids)
Biological process (GO): spindle assembly; microtubule nucleation; mitotic cell cycle
Cellular component (GO): centrosome; equatorial microtubule organizing center; spindle pole
Molecular function (GO): microtubule minus-end binding; gamma-tubulin binding
Source: RefSeq, a predicted model, not a curated record